GCUCCCUCGUCAGCAAUCCUUUUUAAUUGGAAAGAAUAUAAAUAAAUCCCUUGGUAAAACAGAAUGUACACUUCUUCAUUAGAUUCAUAGAUACCUACAACUUCUGCUUUAAAUCUCUCUUCAAAAGCAAUAAAAAUCGUAGUUCGACAAAUUUGACCAGUAUUUAAUGAUUGGAUGGCUUUUCUCCAUUUAUAUCCUGGACAGCUUACUUCCACAGUAAGAAAAACUAAGCUGGAAUCAUUUCACCUGGUUCUUGGACUCUCUGGAGAAGUUGCUUUAUGCGAACGAAUCUUGGGUGAGAUAAGAUCUUGGAUUAGACUUGAAAUGAUUAGAGUCUUUAUUUCUACAACUUUCCACUUUUGACCAACUCUAAAAACUAAGCUCUAAGUGUUAACUUUAUUAAUGUAUUCUUUUUCCUAAAAUUAGUGAUGUUUAGAGGGUAAUGCUUAAAUUUUAGAUUGACAGUUUUAAUUUAGGAAUGAGCUGAAUUUUUGUAUUUCUUUAUAGGUAAAACAAAACAACUACAAAAUUUUCUUAUAAGCAGGUUUACCUCUAGGAAUGACGGUGGUGGUGGUGACAGUGGUGAUGGCAAUGACAAAGAUAGCAGUGGUGGCAGUAGUAAUGAUUGUGGUGGUGGCAGUGUUGGUGAUGAUACUGGUGUUGGUGGUAAUGGCAGUAGUAGUUGCAGUGUUGGCGACGACAGUGGUGACCACAGUGAUGAAGGUGGUGGUAGUGGUGGGGACUGCCUUGGUAAUGCUGGUGGUUUGGUGACGGUGAGGAUAGAGGUAAUUUAGGAGCAUUCUGUGGAAACACUGAGAAAUUAUUGUAGAUUCCAAUACCAAAAAUUAAAACAUUAUUGCCACUUCCAUUCUACAAAAUUCUGCUGGAGUUAGUUACAAACCCACAAAUUUGCCAUUAAUUUUUAUGAAAACAAAGCAAAACAUGGGGUAAUAUAUGCACUAAAGAGGUUACUUUAAAGUACUUUAACGGUAAGAGAAAAACCUAGCUUGAUACUCAGGAAGCUUCAGAGCUACAAGUCCACUGACUAUAUAAAACUGACAGUCCAAGUGCAAUCACUAGAGCCAUCUAGGUACUUAGAUUUCGAUGGAGGUAUUAUAUAUAGCCCAGGUGAAUUCAGAAAGAAAUAUCAGCUCCAGAGUCCAGCUUCCUGGAUUCAAAAGCAGGCUAUAUUAUGCAGUAACUCUGUGGACUCAAGGAAGUGAACAAGUCACUAUGCUUAAUAAAUGUUAUUGUUAUUACAGUUAUUAUUUUGAGAUGAGUACAUCGAUUAUUGACAAAUCUACUUAGAGAAAGAAUAAUUGUCCUUUAUGAAAGGAGUUUAAAUGUUUACUUACUAAAAAUUCUUCUGAAUUAUAUUCUGAUAUAGAAUGCAUGCUUCUAUAAUAAUAAAAAUAAUACAAAUGAAAAGGAAUUGAUAUAAACAAGAAAGACAAAACUGAUAGAAACAUAAAAGCUGUCUAAUACCUUAUUGUCAGGCAUGACCAUUUUGUAAGGAGAAUUUACCAAUAUCUUUUUUUUUUAUCCAAGUGGAUCCCUGGUGGCACAGUGGAUAAGAGCAACAGCUGCUAAUCAAAAGGCUAGCAGUUCAAAUCCAUCAGCCGCCCCUUGGAAAACGUUUGGAGUAGUUCUACUCUGUCCUGCAGUGUUCUGAGUUGGAAUCAACUUGACGGCAAUGGGUUUGGUUUGGUUAUCCAAGUGUAAAAUGUUCCUAUCCUGUGAUUUUACAAUUCUAUUGCAGAAACUCACUUUACAGAAAUACUUAAAUCUAUUGCUAUAUAUCUUUACCUGUAUCUAUAUUGUUAUAACCUGGCCCAGUUGCUGUCUAGUUGAUUCUGACUAACAGUGACCCUAAAGGACGUGGUAGAACUGCCUCACAGGGUUUCCAAGGAGCAUCUGGUGGAUUCCAACUUACCAUCUUAGCUCUUAACCACUGUGCCAAAACUCAUAGCAACCCUGUAAAACAGAGUAGAGCUGCCCCUAUAGAGUUUCCAAGGAGCACCUGGAAACUGUUCAGCAGCUGCAGGUCUGAACCACUAUGCAACCAGGGUUUCCCUGAUAUAGUCAUAGAUAUAUCAAUACAAGACAUUCACUGUAGCAUUGUAGCAGCAGAAAAUUGGGAAUAUUAUAAAUCUCCUUAUACUGACCUGGAAUGUUGUCAAUGAUAAAUCAUUGAUUAAAAUUCAAUGUACAGUGCAUUUGCAUACAUGAUGCCAGCAAUGUUUAUAUAAAUUUAUAUUAUUAAAAUGCAUUUAUAAAUAUGCAAAUUCAAUAUUUCUAAAUAAAAAUGCAAAUCUGGAAGGAUAAAUGACUUUUAGCUAAUUACACAGCUAAAAAGCGUUCCAGAAGUCGAAAUUAGAACCUGAUGUACAUAACUCUAAGACCUUAGCUUUCUGUUCUGCCCUGAACCAUGUCUCUUAUCCCUCCUUCUGGGUCUUUGCACAUGCUGUCCCCCUGCUGGGAAUAGCCUUUGUCUAGCUUUAAAACUUCAAUAAUUUACUUUUCUUUCAUUUCUUCAGUUAUCACUUAUUUCUUUGUCAUUAUUUUAAAUUUACUAGGUCUGCCCUUAUUUAAGGAAACAAGCCACAUCUGAUGCUUUUUAUUGUUCAAAUUUGCAGCAUCCUCUGAGUUUUUAAAAUACUUGUUGUCUGCUUAAAUAAUUAGGGAAUAAGAGGGAAGUGGACUGACAAAGAAAAAGAAAAAUGUUAACUAAGAUUGUCCCUUUCUUCAUUUGAGCGGUCUUUCGAAAAUGUUCUUCAGUGAACCAUUGUGGAAAGAGAAAAGAAAUAUCACAAAAGUAGCUGAGGGUUGUGAUUCAGAGCUGAAUUGGAAAUUUGGGGUAUGGUUUGAUCCUUGAUUAUGGCUGAAGCAAGUCUAGAAAUACAAAUGUUUACCGACUAAAGCUGAUAGCUGUCAUCAUUGAGUCUGACUGACAGAGAAAUAAUAGCCAGUCCCUGAUAUCAAAUCCACUCUCAAGCCUGGAGAAAGGGCUAAUACUAGUAUUCUCUAUUCAGUUCAGAGUUCACUGCCGUUUCCUUUUGUUCUAUAAAAUAUCAUUAAUUGUAUUGGUGCCCACUUCAUCUUUAGUAAUCUAUUAAGAACCUUGAGAAAUGUGAAGUCCCAGGUGAUACAGUUUAUGGCCUCGGCUGCAAACCAAAAGGUUAGAGGUUUGAAUCCACCCAGAGAUACCUCGAAAGAAAGGCCUGGCAAUCUAUUUCUGAAAAAUCAGCCAUAGAAAACCCUAUUGCUCACAGUUCUACUCUGACAUUCAUGGGGUCACCAUGAGUCAGAAUCUACUCCAUGGCAUCUGGUCUAGACUUUGGUUGGCAAGUAACUGUCACUAUGUUGAGAGCAUUAUGAAUUUCCCCUGAGAUUCAUUCUGUCAGAGAUAUGUGAGAAAUAAAGCUGUCCAGCUUCCACUAGAAUCCACAGGUAUCUUUUAAAAAUGUAAGCCUGAUUUAUAAUUCAGGCUAUUUACAAUUAAGAAAUUAUAAUACUCUUUUGUUUUAUACUCUCCCUUGGUUUCCCAUUGCCCUCAGAAAUUCCUUGCCUUGUCCUAAAAUUCUCUGGUUUACCUGGUUACUGCCUCUACCUCUCCAAACACACAUUGAGCCAAAUGAAUGACGCCAAAUAGUCACUAACUAUAAACACUAUGUUGCUUUUUUAGAUUUUCCGACUCUCAGCCAGCGCUCAUAUCAGUACCUGGUAAAUGCGAAACCAAAACAAUGUGACUGAAUUCAUUCUUUUGGGUCUUACGAAAAACCCAGAGCUGAGGAAAAUAUUUUCUGCUGUGUUUCUAAUCAUGUAUGUUGUCACCAUGUUGGGAAACCUACUCAUUGUGGUAACUAUGACUGCAAGUCAGAGUCUGAGGUCACCUAUGUAUUUUUUCCUUACUUCCUUGUCCCUCAUGGAUGCCAUCUUUUCUUCUGUCGUCGCCCCCAAGAUGAUUGUGGAUUCCCUCUCUGAGAGCACUACCAUCUCCCUCAAAGGCUGUAUGACCCAGCUCUUUGCAGAACAUUUCUUUGGUGGAGUGUCAAUCAUCCUUCUCAUUGUGAUGGCCUAUGACCACUAUGUGGCCAUCUGUAAGCCCCUGCACUACAGGACCAUCAUGAGUUCUCGGAUGUGCUGCCUGCUGCUGGGAGGGGCCUGGGUGGGAGGAUUUUUGCAUGCAAUGAUACAGCUUCUCUUCAUGUACCAAAAACCUUUCUGUGGUCCCAAUGUCAUUGAUCACUUUAUGUGUGACUUGUUUCAGUUGCUGACACUGGCCUGCAUGGACACCUGCGUCCUGGGCCUCUUGGUCAUCCUCAAUAGUGGGGUGAUGUGCGUGACCAUCUUUCUUAUCCUCAUUGUCUCCUACAUGAUCAUCCUCUGCUCUUUGAAGUCUUAUAGCUCUGAAGGAUGGCGCAAAGCCCUGUCUACCUGUGGCUCCCACCUCACAGUGAUUGUCUUGUUCUUUGUGCCAUUUGUUUUCUUGUACGUAACACCUGUGGCCACUUAUCCCAUAGACAAGGCAAUGGCUAUGUCGGAGUCUAUCAUCACACCCAUGUUAAAUUCCUUGAUCUACAUCCUGAGAAGCACAGAGGUGAAAAAUACCAUGAAGAAACUUUGGAUGCAAUGAGAGACUUUAGAUGGCAAGUAACUGUCAUCAUGCUGAAAACAUUAUGAGUUUCUCCUAAAGAGAAGUCAUUCUUUCCAAGAUGUGUGAGAAAUAAAACAGCCCAAGUUCCAGAAGAAUCCAGAGGGAUCUUUUAGAAAUACAAGUCUGAUUUAUUGUUUAGGAUAUUUACAACAUAGAAAUUAUGAUACUGAUUUUCAAGGUUUCUUUUCUUCCUCCUAAUCUCAUCCUUGUGGUGGUUACCCUUUCCCCUUUAGCCUUCCCCAGGUCAGUCCUUUUACCUCACUACUGGAACUCCAUUAUCAGAUCUAAGAGCUAUAAUUCAUUUUGUAGUUUUUCCUGUUUACAGGUAAAGUUUAACUAUACAAACUUUUGUCCAUAAAAUGUACCUUUCACAUGUGUGCACACAAGUUAUUUCUCAAAUUCGAGUACUGUGUAAGCCCUUCCUAAGGAGAAAUCAGUUCUUUUGAAUUUCGGCAAUGAUACGAAUCAUGAUUUCACAUUUCUAAUGUAACGAGGUGUUAAGAUUGAAAUUUUGGCUACACAUGAUAAGUGAAAUUACAAAGUGCGUUCCAGAUCACACCAUACCUGCUACUACAGUGAAGGCAGUGAAUGAUGAAGAUAAGAACCCUCACAACUAAGUAAAGAAUAUGAAACCUGGUCAGUAUAAACUGGAAGAGUGGUUUGUGAGAACAGCUUUGGAUGUAGAGAAUUCCCCUGCCCCACCAUGGGAGUAGAGGUAUGCCUGCCUCUCAUGUCGGUACUCGUUUCUCUGAUGUUUCUGUGGAAGGACAUGUUUGGAGUUACCUACUCUGCCAUUUGGCUGACAUCACCUCCUACUUUAAUUUUUAAUUGUCUGUCAACCAGAGGUCAUAGUACCUUAAAAUUCCAGUCAAGUACCUUAAAAUUUGUUUGUAUUUGUGAGUGUGUGUGCAUUUACACAUACAUGUGUACGUGCAUGCUGAAAGGGCACUUCUAGAGAGUGCUAUUCUGACAGACUAGCAUAUGAUCCUCCACAUUGGUGGCUGCAGGGACUGAGAUCAGAAAAAUCUAGGCAGAAAGAGAGACUUAGUGGUAUCAGCACAGGAUUGCCCAGUAGGGCAGGCUCAGCUACAGGUGUCCAAUGUAUCAUCUUCAAGGAGCAUCCUAUCAAAUGCUCAUACUGGCAAAAUGACAAUCUGAAUUCUGCAACUUUCCAGUCUCCUACAGAUUGGCUCAUGUUGACCAAAUUCAUAUGGUACUAGAAAAAGAUUUGUAAAAGGAAUUUGGUGGACACACAUGCACACGAUUAUCCUGUGAUUAGUCAGCACAUUUCUUUCUGGAGAAAAAUGUCUACAAGAAGUUAAAUUACCAAGUGAAAAUGGUCAGGUGUUGAUAGAAUCCAAGUAAGGCUCAUUAUAGGUUGUUUACAAUGGUUAUGAGCUUUAAGUACUCAUAGUCUAAUGCAGUCCUCUCAGAAUAUUAAAUGUGUAUAUAAUGGACCAAUAACAUGUUGAUAUACAUUGACUGCUU
This is a messenger RNA of Loxodonta africana (African savanna elephant), 6145 nucleotides long. Its product is annotated as olfactory receptor 4C6-like. Gene Ontology annotation, cellular component: plasma membrane. The record is from RefSeq and is a predicted model, not a curated record. Gene Ontology annotation, biological process: G protein-coupled receptor signaling pathway. NCBI's taxonomy places the organism in Eukaryota, Metazoa, Chordata, Mammalia, Proboscidea, Elephantidae. Gene Ontology annotation, molecular function: olfactory receptor activity; G protein-coupled receptor activity. Bases 3728 to 4636 code for a protein of 302 amino acids. The transcript has a single exon.